UGAUAGGCACAAACAUUACACGGUUUUGAGUUAUUGUUGUGGCUACUCGCUCUGUGCCUCGUGCCGGUGGCAUUUUCGUCUUUUUAUUAUUCUUCUUCUUCUUCCCUUCACUCCUCCUAUGAAUCAAAUCAAAUCUCGUCUCCAACAACCACGCAUGCAUCAGAUGUUAUUCUGAGUGAAUGCUGCUAUCCCUUAAGGUACAAAAUCUCUGGCUUUGCCAAAGUAAAUUUAAAGUUUCUUUUUCUAUUAUUUUUGUUUCUUGUUUUUGGAUUAUUGGUGUAGUAGACUUUGUGAUCUGGGGUCGUGCUAUCUUCUUUGCUUGAAAUAUUUGAUUGGGGUUAUAAUUGAUGGGUUUUGUUUUCUUUUUUUAUUUGAUUUGCAUAUUGCAUGGUGUGUUAUUGUUACUUCACUAGAUUUUAUCCUUUUUAGUAAAAGAAGAUUUGCCUUUGUUCAUGUAACCAGUCUGGUGCUGAAGGUCUGUGUUGGUAUUCCCUGGAGACCUUUGAUUUUCUGGCUGGAAAAUUUCUUGCACUUUGCUUGGUUUUUGACUUUUUACUUGAGGAGUUUAUCAGAUACUUUGGCUUGAUUUUACGGUAAAGGAAUUUCAGCGUAGUGAAGUCAAGUUAACAUUUGAGACUAGGAAAAGAGAGAGGCUAAAUUGGUGUAACUUAUCAGACUUUUGGGCGUGGUAUUGUGGUGGAGUUGGUUGCAAUCUGAUCAGGGAUAUUGUUUACUGAUUUUAUAAUGAAUUCAAUUCAAAAUAAAGUUCAUUACUGUUGUGUUUAUAAGGGUAACCAUGUCCUGUAUGCGUAUAGUGGUGGGGACCAAGAAGUUGAGAACGUUGCAGCCUUGUGCUUGGAGAGGGCUCCUCCUUUCCACAGAUGGUAUUUUGAGACAAUAGGUAAAAAGACUUACGGUUUUUUUAUGGAAGAAGGGUACAUUUACUUCACGAUUGUUGAUGAAGGUCUUGGUAACUCAGUAGUUCUUCGAUUUCUGGAGCAUGUUAGAGAUGAAUUCAAAAAACUGGCUAGAAAAGGUUCAAGAGGAAUUUUUCCUAACAUGAAUUCAAAUCACAUUCAGGAAAAAUUGGUUCCCGUUAUUCGCAGUCUGAUCACUUCAUUGGAGAGUGUCUCGCAUGGUAGUAGUAAUUGGAGAGAUGAAACUUCCUCAUCUUUUCAUGUGGAUCUGUCUCCAUCACCAAGUAAUUUGAAUGGACAAGUUGAAGGUGGUAGUUCAACUAAAGCCCCUUUAUUGGGAAAAUCUGGCAAGCCAGAGAAGAAGAAAGUAAAGGAUCAUGUGAUUGCAAUGAGAGAUGUUGAGUUAGAGGAGCAUAGGAAAUCUACUGAUAGAGGACCAAGAGUUGAUUCAGGAAACCUGGACUGUAUUAGCCAAGGCAAUGCAGGUGCAUCAGUCUCUUUGCAAAAGGAUAUGGGUUCAAUGAGGAUGAGAUCAGCCCCUCAAAACAUUCGUAAGAAAUGGUGGCGUCAAGUACGCAUUGUUCUAGCCAUUGAUGCAGCUGUGUGUAUAAUACUAUUUAUCAUCUGGUUAUUAAUAUGUCAUGGUAUAUCCUGCAUCCGAUAGAAUUCAAUCCUAAUGUGUGACUCAAAUUUUAAUCAUUAUCAUAUUGGAACUUGAGAUUUUCCUUGCAUCAUCCUGUCAACAACAGAAAUUGGUUUCUUCAAUGGAGCAUGUAGAUGGAAGUUACAUACCUGUCUUGUUGGUUAGAUCUUUAGUGCUAUUUUAUUUGUAGGCAUGUGCUUCUUGUCACCCAUAUAUGGGCAUUUUAUUUAUAAAAUUCUACUGUACAGUUUCAUUAUUUUUAGACGUCUGUACUUGUAUAUGAAUUUUGGGAAGAUUUUAAAGGUUCUUGAUUGCUCUGUUUCUAUAGUUUUUUUUUUCAAUAGAUGAUUAUUUUAUGAUAUGGAGAUGAUAAAUAUUCUCAACUUUUACCUGCUGAGUAAUUAUGCCAUGAAAAUCCUUUAGAUAUGUUUUGAUCACCUUUUGUAGCUUAAAUAUGUUGCUUGUAGAAUACAGACUUUUAAGUAAUUGGGUUCGAUGAUCCAAAUCCAUAAAUUAGAACUUUAAGAAAGUAAAGGAUCAUUAAGUAUAUCACAGAAAUGUAGUUAUAUUAAUUUUGAAAUAAUUUUUGCAAACAAGGAAUUAUUCAAGAGCGUGUUCCCCACAAGUCUUGGCUUAAUAAUAAAAGGUGUUUUAAAAACAAACGAAUUGAGAGUGUAGUUAAACACCUUAUUACCAGAAACCCCUCAUUAAAGGCAUGUCGAACAUGCUUAGCAGUUAACCAAAGAUGUUUGGCUUGAAAAAGGAAUGUGGUUUAGAAUUUUUUAUACUUAUGCCAUAGGCAAGGGUAGUUACAGCAUGUAACCUCAGGGAGAUUGUGAUUGUCUGCCUUGCAGCAGUUUAGUGAAGGGAAAAUAACUGAGUCCUUAGAAUUUUUGUAGUUGAUGCUGAUCUAUACUAUCAUGAACCAAGGUUAGUAAAAGGCAUGAGAGUUGCAUAUUAAGUCUACAAAACUAUGCUAAAAACAAUUUCUGUGAGGUAGUUUUGAACAUCAACUUAUACGAAAAAUGAACUAUUGGUCUUUUACAGUUGGUACUGCCAUGCUCAUAUGCUUAUUUGAGUGAUAACCUUGCAGAGCACUGCUGCUUUUUCUUGUAUUUAUUAGAUAUUUUACUUCUGUACCCCCCUCGUAUAGCUGGAAUAGAUCAACUUGCUUGUGUGGUUCUUACUUGAGAAAUUUAGGCCCUGUUUACUUUACCUAUUAUCUGUUUUUUUAUUUUCAACAAAAUAGAAAAUACAAUUGAAAAACAUGUUUGGUUGUAUUAUAGAGCAUGUUUUCUAAAAUAAGCCCAAAUUAGAAAGCACAUAAAAGGUUAUUUUCUGUGUUCCCCAUGAAAGUCUUUGAAAAUGAAAAAGAUGAAAAUGUGGUGACAUUGAAGUAACACAUUGCUACAACAAGCUGCACCAUUCCUCAUGAUGCUGUUACAAAGCCCUAGAAUUUCUUUGUGCUUCUCCCAAAUAGAUCGCUAGUAUGUGAGAUCUGUUUGUUAACUUUGUUUUUGAAUCUAUUUGAUUCAAUAAUCCAUGCAAUUUCAAUUCAUUCUAGUCUAUAAUGACUUUUAUUAAUAGGCUCAAUAUGGUCCUACUCUUGUUAUUUUCAUUUCACGCCUGCAUGAAAAUUGAAAUGUUGAAUUAUAUAUUUGUAACUGAGCUUUUUGGGUGGAGCUAUUGAUGCAAUUAUUAAUGAGCGUGUGGUUGAUUGAUGAGUGUGUGGCUACUAGAAGUCAAGGAGAAUGGUAAAGCAUAGUAGUGCCCUAGACCCUGGCCCUGUAUAAACUAUUUGAUAAUUACUUAUACGAAAAGAACUUAUCAUAGAAAUUCUAAGGUGAGAAGUCAUCUCUAAUUUUGUGUUUGGAUAAUAUUUGCACAUGUACUUACUUAAAAUGAUAAGUUGUGUUUGGAUGAAUUUCUAUGAGCACUUUUAUAUGAUGAAAUUACUAAAAGAAGACAUUUUUAAAAACUAAUUUAAAUAUAAAUAAAAACAACAAAAAUGAGAGGAACAAAUCUCCACUAUAAAUUUUAUCAUGAAUUUGUUUUUUUCUUUCUCCCAUAAAAAAGAUAUUCUUGCCGAAUACUUUUCCCCAGUCCUUAAUUUUGUAAUGCUUUAGCAAACAAAUGGGCAGUUAUUGCUUUGUGCUGGGCUUGUGAAACCACCUUCUCUUCAUAUUAAUUUCAAAUAGGAGGAAUAGCUUUGCUGCUGGUAGGUUGUCAUUGGUUAUCAUUACUGAUUAGUGGACUAAAUUUUUUUUUUCUAA
Abrus precatorius (Indian licorice) is the source of this 3833-nucleotide messenger RNA. Its product is annotated as phytolongin Phyl1.1. The record is from RefSeq and is a predicted model, not a curated record. The coding region runs from base 745 to 1581 and encodes 278 amino acids. Lineage: Eukaryota; Viridiplantae; Streptophyta; Magnoliopsida; Fabales; Fabaceae. The transcript has 2 exons. Gene Ontology annotation, cellular component: membrane.